This is a messenger RNA of Amphimedon queenslandica, 1792 nucleotides long. Its product is annotated as calcium-independent phospholipase A2-gamma-like. Bases 7 to 1536 code for a protein of 509 amino acids. The transcript has 7 exons. Gene Ontology annotation, biological process: arachidonate metabolic process. Gene Ontology annotation, cellular component: membrane. The record is from RefSeq and is a predicted model, not a curated record. Lineage: Eukaryota; Metazoa; Porifera; Demospongiae; Haplosclerida; Niphatidae.
UUUGUUAUGGGCGUGGCUAUAGUCCUACGCGUCAACAUGGCGGCCAGCUCUGCCGCUGUGGAGAUGUUAGGCUGCUGCAGAAGACGUCCUUUCCCUCUCUCCUUCUCUUCUUUCUCCGCUUCUUCCACUCAAUCUGGCUCUUUCAUGUGGAGGGCUCCUCCUCUGCUGACUCGUGGAUGUAUUAGACUAAUCUCCACAGAGAGCAGAGACAGUGAACAAACUGAGAUCCAAACCCAGACUUCUCACAGCAUAGCCCCACUUGUCAAGAGGCUUUUCGAGUUCCAGAGACCAGGAAGACACCAUGAAACUAAUCUCAAUCAGUUGGAAAGGCUCCGUCAACUGGUUCUUAAUUUGGAGACGAAUAAUUCAAAAGAGACAGCACUGGAAACCCUUCAGUCAGGCAUAGUUCCCUCUCUCCUCCGUCUGAAGGAGAUGGCACCUCAUGAAGUACGUAAGCAAGCGAACAUGGCUCUCUCUCUCCUGGGGUAUACUCCACCAUACAAAGGGAAAGGAUUGAAGAUACUAGCAAUCGAUGGAGGGGGGACAAGGGGAUUGAUUCCAAUAAUUAUUCUGCAACAAUUGGAGCAAGUCUCUGGUAUCAAAGUCCACGAAAUGUUUGAUUAUGUGUCAGGGACCAGCACUGGAACACUGAUAUUGACUCUAGUCUUCUUAGAGAAAGUAUCAAUCCAAGAAGCUGAGGUCUUCUAUCGGGAAUUGAGCUCCAAAAUAUUCAAAAUGAACAACCUCCUUGGGAUUGGGCAGCUCUUCCUUACCCAGUCAUUCUAUUCCUCCUCUGAUCUCGAGAAACAGGUGAGGAAAUUCAGCGUGACAGGGAGAAAACUGUACGAGACGUCGUGCGACCCGACAAUGCCAAAAAUGUCAUUUCUAUCAACGCUGGUAAACCAACCCGUCAUCGAGCCCUUCCUGUUCACUAACUAUCAUCAUCAUCCUCUCACUUCGUCUCACUAUCUCUCCAGCUCUAACACUCCAAUAUGGCAGUCGAUAAUGGCAAGCACUGCAGCCCCGGGCUAUUUUGAAGAAGUUAAAAUCGGCCCAUACAUAUACCAGGAUGGCGGUAUUCUCACUAAUAACCCAGCUGCAGUAGCACUGCAUGAGGCCCGUCACUUGUGGGGCUGUGAUGUCCCUGUCCAGACACUCAUAUCUCUUGGGACCGGACAGUUUGAGUACGACAGGAAUAACCCGGUCAGUCCGGUUUCAAGCAACAUCAGCUUGAGGGAAAAACUAACGAAAAUUGUAGCAAGUGCAACCGAUACGGAAGCCGUUCAUACAAUUCUAAAAGACCUUCUUCCUCAGUCUUCGUACUUUCGUUUCAAUCCUCACCUAACGGAGCAGAUCAAUCUUGACAACUGCAAUCCGGAGCAGUUACAGAAAAUUGUCGACGAUACCAAAAGAUAUCUUGAGAACAACGAGUCCCUCUUGAAUGAAGCAGCUGCCAGUUUGACGAAACAAAAAUCUUUCCAACAAAAGUUGUUCGAGAGAUACAAGUGUCGCAAGACUGCAUGGCCAAACAGAUAGGCCAUUUAAUAGUUAUUUAAUAUCAUUGUCACAGCAAUAAUAAUAGUUACUUCAUUUUUAUUUUCCUAUUUUGUAUUAUCAUCUUGAGUUGAUAGCAAAAUUAUUUAUUUUGUACCAUUAUAAUUAUCUAUUUACAUUAAAUUAUUUUUUAAUAAUAAUAACAGGAGGAAUAUCAUUUUUGUCAUGAUAAAGAUUCCUUGGCUUGUCAUCAUUAAUAUUAUUAUUAUUAUCAGUGGUGAACAAUAAAGAAUGAAAA